Molecule: messenger RNA, 633 nt
Organism: Silurus meridionalis
Lineage: Eukaryota; Metazoa; Chordata; Actinopteri; Siluriformes; Siluridae
Gene: ndufab1b
Product: NADH:ubiquinone oxidoreductase subunit AB1b
Exons: 5
Coding region: 42-479 (145 amino acids)
Biological process (GO): fatty acid biosynthetic process
Cellular component (GO): mitochondrion
Molecular function (GO): acyl carrier activity; acyl binding
Source: RefSeq, a predicted model, not a curated record
UAUGUUGGUGCUGUGCAUGCUGGGUAACUGUUUGAACAGACAUGGCGUCCCGGGUGCUGGUGCACUGCGUCCGAUCUGUAAGGCUCUUGCAGCACAGUGGCGGAGUCCUGAAAUCCGCCAGCAGGAGAUCACUGAGCCUCGUUUCGUUUCGACAACCAUCGACAUGGAUUUCACCGGUCUCCAGUCCUGCGCUGCAGCUCUGUCGGCAGUAUUGCGAUUCCCGGCCUCUGACCCUGCAGAGCAUCGAAGAGCGUGUCAUGAACGUCCUUAACCUAUACGACAAGAUCAAGCCGGAGACGCUUGAGUCAUCAUCUCACUUUAUGAAAGAUUUGGGGCUGGACAGUUUGGAUCAGGUGGAGAUUAUCAUGGCGAUGGAAGACGAGUUUGGAUUCGAGAUUCCAGACACGGAAGCAGAGAAGCUCAUGACUCCUGCCGAAGUUGUACAGUACAUCGCGAGGAAAAAGGACGUGAACCAAUAACCAAGGCUCUGUUUUUCACAUAAGGCCUCAAGAUCCCGGCCCUGCGCCGAUUCUAUCCUGAACAUCGCUCUGUUUCUGUCAGUCAUUGUGUGUAAUGUUUAAUAGAAAAGAUUGUAGUGUACAUUUGAAAAAUAAAUGUAAAAAUCGAAAAGUA